AUGGCAGCGUUCCUUCCACUUCUAGGUCUCUCUCUGUGCCUCACUCAGGCAGGUGCCUCCCACCAUCACCGAAGCCAUCACCACCUGCAUGCCAGGGCCGACAGCAUCGCUGAAUUUACUGGAUAUCAAUUGGCUUCCUCGCCAUCCUUCUCCGAUUCGGGAUUGCCGGAGGAUUGUGAGAAGGCGCUGUACGCGGAAAUCUACUGCGAUGACUACGUGCAGGAACUCUCAGAACCGGUCUACCACGGCUCCCUUGGCGAUGAAUCAUUCACCAAUUCGGUAUGCGCGAGCAGCUGCGGUGACUCUUUGAGGAACUUUCACGACAACGUGGUGGCCAAGUGUGGCACUUCAGCCGAAGCUUUGCCUGGAGUUCCUGCACUUUCCGUGGUCGAUGCCGUUUGGAGUGGAUGGAAUGAGACCUGCUUGCGGGCAUCCAACGGGAGCUUCUGCAAUGACAUUCUGGUGACAUAUCCGCCGGUUAAUGAGUUAUCGGACAUGCCAGCAGCUCAGCUGUGCUCUGAAUGCUGGGUGAGCAAGUUGAAAUUGAUGCAAUCGUCCCCGUAUUCGGCAUACGAUAACGUGUACCAGUCGCAACUGGACUACACUUUGGCUAGUUGCGAUCUCUCAAUGAGUAGUACCGAGCCCACCGAGGGAGGUGUACAGGUUCCUGCCUCGAAUAGCAGCACUUGCUCCACAGAAAAGGAGUAUACCGUGCAGGACGGAGAUACUUGUGAUUCCAUCGCUUUGGCGAAUAGCGUUUCCUCAGGAACACUGUAUGCCGAGAACUCUGCUUUGUUCAACUGCUCGGAGCCAAAAGUGGGCUUGAAACUUUGCCUCCCCGCUGCCUGCGAGAAUGUCUAUCAAGUUCAGCCCACUGAUGACUGUGUCUCGGUCGCGGUGUCAAACGGCAUCUCCUGGAGAGAACUGAUCUCCUACAACGGAAUGCUUUACGACGACUGCUCCAAUUUCGUCGGGGCCGAUCCGAGCUUCGGAACCGUGAUGUGUGUUUCUCCUCCGGGCGGGAAAUUCGAUCUUGGUGUUUCCGACUCGAACAGCACUGCCAGUGGAGUUGAUGGACAGGGUGGAAGUGGAACGGGUUACGGAACCACUCAAGAUUAUUUGGCGCCCGGUGCAACCCUCGCCCCCAACACUACCACGGAAUGUGGCAAUUUUUACACCGUCGUGAGUGGUGAUACAUGCCGCCUUUUGCUGGCGGAAUCGAACACGCCCUUCGACCUCUUUGUGGCUGCCAAUCCAUCCAUAACUUCUGCAAAAUCCUGUGAUUCGGAGCUCGAAGUCGGUCUCACGUACUGUCUGCAUCCCCUUCGAAACUUCAACGAUACGGCAAGCACCACCACCACUGCGCCCUCAACAGUCACCGCUACCUCGACGUCGACCUCAGCUUCGGUUCCCACUUCUACAAAGACAGAUCAAGUUUUGGGGAUUGUUGCUCCACUUCCGGAUAUUGUGGGAGUAGCGAUGAUUUCUGUACCCCUGGCUACUGCGACCCGACGUCCGGCAAUUGUGAUGCAGGCAAUCCGGUUUCACUCGAUGGACUGUGUGGAUCCGUGUCCUCGAACAACGCCACCUGCGCAGGGAGUACAUUCGGGACUUGCUGCUCCAGUAGCGGAUACUGCGGUAGCACUUCUGAGUAUUGCACAGCCGGCCAAUGCCAGCCGGCGUUCGGGAAAUGCAAUUUAG
Messenger RNA from Aspergillus mulundensis, 1701 nucleotides. RefSeq names its product LysM peptidoglycan-binding domain-containing protein. NCBI's taxonomy places the organism in Eukaryota, Fungi, Ascomycota, Eurotiomycetes, Eurotiales, Aspergillaceae. The transcript is spliced from 4 exons. Bases 1 to 1701 code for a protein of 566 amino acids. The record is from RefSeq and is a predicted model, not a curated record.